Messenger RNA from Bursaphelenchus okinawaensis, 300 nucleotides. The record is from the annotation of a GenBank genome assembly. Lineage: Eukaryota; Metazoa; Nematoda; Chromadorea; Rhabditida; Aphelenchoididae.
AUGGGCAGGCCAAGUCAAGCCAGAGCAGGACAGGUAGGGCUAAGCCAAACAGGGCAGGCCAAAGCAGGGCAAGCCAAGGUAAAGGCAGGGCAAAGGCAGGGCAAAGGCAGGGAAAAGGCAGGGCAAAGGCAGGGCAAGGGCAAGGGCAAGGGCAAGGGCAAGGGCAAGGGCAAGGGCAAGGGCAAGGGCAAGGGCAAGGGCAAGGGCAAGGGCAAGGGCAAGAGCAAGGGCAAGGGCAGGGCAGGACAUCGAAAAUUCAUCAUGCCCUGCCAAGCCCAAAAAUUAGUUUCUGCCUUUUAA